ACUCAGAGAUCAUCUCGUACUCAGCGGGAAGUACAUCAGCAGCAGCGAAAACUACAGGACCGACGAGAAACAGCGAGAAAGCAGUGUGCAAGUCUAGGGAGAUGUCUACAGAUUACUCUUUCAAGGGAUGGGUUGGCAAGAGCAGUGAUUGUAUCGAGAAGCAGGGUCUUGUCUAUACGGAUAUCGAACCGAAGAAAUUCACAGAGGACGAUGUGGAUAUUAGGAUCUCUCAUUGUGGUAUUUGCGGGUAAGCUCAUUUCCCUUCUCCACCCUUUCUCCCCCCCUUAUGAAUGCAACUUGCUGAGACGAGGGCAACAGGAGUGACGUCCACACCUUGACGAAUGGCUGGGGCGGCACGCACUACCCCAUCACCGUCGGUCACGAGAUCGUCGGCACAGCGGUAAAGGUUGGAAAGAACGUCCAGGGAAUCAAAGUCGGUGACAGGGUCGGAGUGGGCGCACAGUCGAGCUCCUGCUUGUCGUGCGGAGAGUGUAAAGUUGAUAAUGAACCCUACGUAUUUGCCCUCCCCUCAUAAACCCUUCCUCCUCCAGGCAGCUGCUUAUAAGGUGGGAACAGUGCGAUGGCAUGGUAACAACCUACAAUGGCACAUACCCCGACGGCACCCAGUCCACCGGUGGAUACGCAGACUACACUCGUGUUCCUAGUCACUUCGUCUUCAAGAUCCCGGAUGCACUCCCCAGUGAAGUGGCUGCACCCAUGCUCUGCGGCGGAAUAACCAUGUAUUCGCCCCUAAAGCGCCAUGGCUGUGGGCCUGGGAAGAGUGUUGGAAUUAUCGGCAUUGGAGGUUUAGGGUAUUCUCCCCUCCUCCACGCACACGUUCUCUCAUAUCAUAUUAUGAUACCUCUCGCGUUCCACCACGUCCUAAAUACUGACUAGAUAAAAAAACAGACACUUCGGUAUCCUCUUCGCCAAAGCCCUUGGGGCGGACAGAAUCACUGCCAUCUCACGCAAAUCCAACAAAGCGGCUGACGCCCUCGCUAUGGGCGCCGACGCCUACGUCGCGACCGAUGACGACCCCAAGUGGGCAAGCAGGCACGCCAACACCCUCGACCUCAUCGUGUCUACCGUGAACUCCCCAAAACUCCCCAUCGACUCGUAUCUUCAGCUCCUCCGCCCCCACGGCACUUUCGUCCAGGUCGGCGCACCAGAGGACAGUGUUCCCGGGUUCAGUGUGUUCCCGCUCAUCGUCAAAGGUGUGAGUAUCAGCGGAAGCAUUAUCGGCAGCCCGAAGGACAUCGAGGAGAUGUUGGAAUUGUCGGCACGGAAGGGUGUUAAAAGUUGGGUGAAUCCCUGGCCGCUUGAGAAGGUCAAUGAUGCCUUGCAGGCUUUUGAAAGGGGCGAGCCUCGGUAUAGGAUUGUGUUGGUUAACGAGAAGCAUGUUGGGAAAUAGACCACGUAUACUGGUCUAGGCAUAUGAUAGGAAUUUGCUUUGCAAGAUUGAUUAGUUUUUGUUUUUUGAAUGUUACCGAGAUCAAACACG
This is a messenger RNA of Tuber aestivum (summer truffle), 1501 nucleotides long. NCBI's taxonomy places the organism in Eukaryota, Fungi, Ascomycota, Pezizomycetes, Pezizales, Tuberaceae. The record is from the annotation of a GenBank genome assembly.